CAACGAUAGCUUCGCGUUCUCCCAAUCCAAGUGUCGUGCCCUUAACACCAUAUUUCCCCAACCUCACAACACCAACUUAAUUCAUCUAAACCGACUUUGGACCACCUCCGAUACAUACGCCCUUGAUAUCCAUACACAUACAAUCCAAAACCAUGUCUGAAGAAGAGCGAUCCCAUGCGCUCCAGUCCUUCAAGACCAAGCUGUUGGAAUCAAGGGAAUGGGAGGCAAAGCUGAAGGCAUUACGGCAGGAUAUCAAAGGGCUGCAGAAGGAUUUCGAUCACACAGAGGAGAAUAUCAAAGCACUUCAAAGUGUUGGACAAAUCAUUGGGGAGGUUCUGAAGCAACUCGAUGAUGAGAGAUGUAAUAAACUCUCCUACAGCGACCUGGGAUCUAUCAAUGCUAAUAUUGUACUUUUUAGUUAUCGUCAAAGCCUCUUCCGGUCCUCGAUAUGUUGUUGGUUGCAGAUCAAAAGUAGACAAGGCUGCGAUGAAGCAAGGAACCAGAGUCGCUCUCGAUAUGACCACCCUCACGAUAAUGCGAAUGUUACCUCGAGAAGUUGAUCCGCUAGUUUACAACAUGUCACUGGAGGAUCCCGGUCAGGUUAGCUUUGGUGGUAUUGGUGGAUUGAAUGAGCAGAUUAGAGAAUUGAGAGAGGUAAUCGAAUUGCCAUUGAAGAACCCGGAAUUAUUCUUGAGAGUUGGUAUCAAGCCGCCAAAGGGUGUCUUACUAUACGGACCACCAGGAACAGGAAAGACCUUACUGGCAAGAGCUGUUGCAAGCAGUCUGGAGACAAACUUCCUCAAAGGUGAUUAAUGUGCCAAUGUGUUUCUGAAUGUGCUAAUUAAAUACAGUGGUAUCAUCUGCCAUCGUCGACAAAUAUAUCGGAGAGUCGGCGCGUUUGAUCAGAGAAAUGUUUGGGUAUGCCAAAGAACACGAACCUUGCAUCAUUUUUAUGGACGAAAUCGAUGCCAUUGGAGGGCGAAGAUUUUCGGAAGGUACUUCGGCAGAUCGUGAAAUCCAGCGGACAUUGAUGGAACUUCUUAACCAGUUGGACGGAUUCGAUUAUCUGGGAAAAACCAAGAUCAUUAUGGCAACGAACCGACCUGAUACCUUAGAUCCUGCACUACUCCGUGCAGGGCGUCUUGAUCGAAAGAUUGAGAUUCCUCUUCCCAACGAGGUUGGCCGUCUGGAAAUUAUGAAGAUUCAUGCUGCAGGCGUUGUCACUGAGGGCGAUGUCGACUUCGAGAGUGUGGUCAAGAUGAGUGAUGGACUUAAUGGAGCAGAUUUGCGAAAUGUCGUCACUGAAGCGUAAGUCACCUAUUUCCACUUGUCUAGUUUCUAUGCUAAUUUAGCUGUAGUGGUCUGUUCGCUAUCAAGGACUACCGAGAUGCGGUAAACCAAGAUGAUUAUAAUAAGGCUGUUCGGAAGGUGACGGAAUCGAAGAAGUUGGAGGGCAAGCUCGAGUACCAAAAGCUUUAGGUAGAAGAGGAUUGUAAUGUUUCUUACGUUGGCGCCAUGGCA
Molecule: messenger RNA, 1521 nt
Organism: Hymenoscyphus albidus
Lineage: Eukaryota; Fungi; Ascomycota; Leotiomycetes; Helotiales; Helotiaceae
Source: the annotation of a GenBank genome assembly